Molecule: messenger RNA, 1533 nt
Organism: Dendrobium catenatum
Lineage: Eukaryota; Viridiplantae; Streptophyta; Magnoliopsida; Asparagales; Orchidaceae
Product: DNA topoisomerase 6 subunit A3
Exons: 1
Coding region: 35-1315 (426 amino acids)
Biological process (GO): meiotic DNA double-strand break processing; DNA topological change; meiotic DNA double-strand break formation
Cellular component (GO): nuclear chromosome
Molecular function (GO): DNA topoisomerase type II (double strand cut, ATP-hydrolyzing) activity; ATP binding; DNA binding
Source: RefSeq, a predicted model, not a curated record
CUCCCGCCCUCUGUCACUAUUAGCUGUUCCCACUAUGUCAGAGAAGAAGCGCCGUCGUGGCGAAGCAGGACCCUCGGCUACCGGCAAGAAAUCCCGGCCAUCCUCCCGCGCCGAUGAGCUACGUAAGCAGCUCAAGUCCGAUGCCGACAUCCUCGAAUCCAUCCGCAGGAUGUCAGCCGCUUCUAAAUCGUCCACCUUCAAAACCCUAACCCUCUCCGAUCUCAACCUAUCGUCCGCUUGCCGCGAAGUCUCAGAUCGAGACUCCUCCUCCGUUCUACUCUCCAUCGAAAGGGCCGCCCUCGACGCUGCUCGAUCCAUCCUCUCCGGCUCCGGUUUCUCCUUCGACAUACCCUCCCGGUCCUCCUCUAACCAGCUCUACGUCCCCGAGCUAGACCGCAUCGUCCUUCGCGACAAAACAUCCGCACGCAUAUUCGCCAAUCUAUCUACCGUCAGAAAGGCCACCAUCACUGCCCGCGUUCUCUCCCUCGUCUACGCAGUCCUCCGUCGCAAUAUCCAUGUCACUAAGCGUGAUCUCUUCUACACCGAUGUCAAGCUCUUCCAAGACCAGAGUCACUCCGACGCCGUCCUAGACGAUGUCUCGUGUAUGCUCGGCUGUACCCGCUCCUCACUGCACGUCGUCGCCUCAGAGAAGGGCGUCGUCGUUGGCCGACUCAUUUUCUACGACGAUGGUGACAGAAUAGACUGUACCAAAAUGGGCAUAGGCGGCAAAGCCAUCCCUCCCAACAUCGACCGUGUCGGUGAUCUAGAGAGCGACGCCCUCUUUAUCCUACUUGUUGAGAAAGACGCCGCGUUUAUGCGUCUCGCCGAGGACCGGUUCUACAAUCGGUUCCCCUGCAUCAUCGUCACCGCCAAGGGCCAGCCUGACGUGGCCACCAGGCUCUUCCUCAAACGCAUGAAGACUGAGCUAAAGUUACCAGUUCUUGCUCUCGUUGAUAGUGAUCCCUACGGGCUUAAGAUCCUCUCUGUCUACAUGUGCGGAUCGAAGAACAUGUCAUAUGAUAGCUCGAACCUGACCACGCCGGAUAUCAAAUGGCUGGGGAUUCGGCCGAGCGACCUUGACAAGUACCAGGUGCCAGAGCAGUGCCGACUGCCGAUGACUGAUCAAGAUGUGAAGGCUGGAAAGGACCUUCUUGAAGAGGAUUUUGUGAAGAGGAAUGAGGGAUGGGUGAAGGAGCUUGAGAUGAUGGUGAAGACAAGACAGAAAGCUGAAAUUCAGGCUCUUAGUUCCUUUGGAUUUCAGUAUCUUUCUGAGGUCUAUUUGCCUUUAAAGAUACAACAGCAGGACUGGUUAUGAUCUUCAGAGGUGUAAUGGUUAGUUCUGAUCUUUCUUGCGGCUCUUUUUCGCUGUCAUGGUUUGAAAAUUUAUAUUUCUGGAAUAUAUAUCUAUAUCUCGCCCCUCAGAUUUUGUUAUGUGUGCUAUUUGGGUCUUUGUAUCUGAUUUGUAUAACAGUAUAAGAUUCUUAUUAUUCUGAUGUUAAUGUUAAUGAAUAUUACCAAUUUUGAACUGUUUAA